ACACCCCCCAAGUAUCCACUCCCGCCAUUAUUGUAUCUUCCCUUCCCAUCUCUCUUUAUUACUCUCCAUUUCUAUUAAAUAAUAGAAUUAUACUAUUUAAUUGCCCUUUUCAAGAACAAUACACCCAAAUUAGUAACCAAACAAACAACAUACACAACUAUAUGCUAUAACUAAUUCCAUACAUGAUUAUAUUUAAUUGAUUCUGAACAUUCAGACAAAAGCCUUCUUCCAAUUGGGUUUUUUGAUUAACUUUAGAUUUGACUUCACACGCCAUGGACAUCGGCUGGUGGAGAAACAAUGGAGCCCUGUGGCCAGUUUUGUAUGCACUGUUUCUGGGUCAAGUUGUCUCUUUUUUGAUGUCACUCAUGAGCUUCACUUCCUCUCUUGUUGCCAAUCUCGGUGUAGAUACACCGCUUACUCUGUCAUUCUUCUCUUACCUGGCUUUGGCUUUGGUGUAUGGAAGCAUCUUGCUGUACCGGCGUCAUAAACUAUUGGUUCCUUGGUAUUGGUAUGUAAUCUUAGGUUUUGUCGAUGUCCAAGGCAAUUAUCUUGUUAAUAAAGCGUACCAGUAUUCAUCAAUUACUAGUGUGACAUUAUUAGAUUGUUGGACUGUAGCAUGGGUCAUUGUUCUUACUUGGUUCUUCCUGGGCACACGAUAUUCGCUGUGGCAGUUCUUUGGUGCGGCACUCUGUGUGGUAGGCCUUGGGUUAGUGCUUGUCUCCGAUGCUGGGGUGGGUGGCGGAGGUGGUUCAAAACCUCUUCUGGGUGAUGUACUUGUCAUUGCAGGGACACUUUUCUUUGCAAUGAGCAAUGUUGGUGAGGAGUUUUGUGUGAAGAAGAAAGACCGCAUUGAAGUAGUUGCAAUGCUUGGGCUUUUUGGAACACUCGUGAGUGUGUGUCAAAUAGCUAUAUUGGAGAGAGAGAGUCUGGAAUCAGUAACGUGGUCCGCAGAAAUUAUACUAAGCUUUGCUGGCUAUGGCCUGGCAACUUUUAUGUUCUAUACAUUGGUUCCUUUUGUUCUAAAGAUGAGUGGAGCCACAAUGUUCAACCUCUCUAUUCUCACAUCUGACAUGUGGGCCGUUGUCAUUCGUAUCUUUUUCUAUCACCAGCAGGUUGACUGGUUGUACUAUCUAUCAUUUGCAAUUGUCGUUGUUGGACUCAUUAUAUAUUCAAAAAUUGAGAAAGAAGGUGUUCCUGUUCCAGCUCUUGAGGAUGGAAAUCUAAAUGUACAAUACCAAGCAAUUACUGAAGAAGAAAGUGCAGAAUCUUGAAAUGGAACUGUAGCCUCGUAAAAUGCAAAAAAUUCGUGGUAGCAUGGGUUCUUUUUUAGCUUCACAUACGGAGGUAGAAUUUGAACUUUCACAAUUUCAUGUUUUUAGUAGAUGUCGAAAUUUGCUAGACCUUUUAAUGUAAAAAAGGCUUGAAUCUUCAUUUUGAAAUCUGAUACUGAUACUGUCCAUGUUCUCUCCCUCUCUCUCUCAUUGUUUCAUGUCCAUUUGAUGUUCCAAGUAUCUUGCUACUGGUUUACAGCACCUUGUUACAACUAAAAUUUUGUAUUUCUGAACUUAACAGUAACGAUACGGAAACUUAUUGAAUAGUCCUGGAGUUCCAUGUGACAUUGCCUAGCA
Camellia sinensis is the source of this 1628-nucleotide messenger RNA. RefSeq lists its product as uncharacterized. The record is from RefSeq and is a predicted model, not a curated record. Gene Ontology annotation, biological process: transmembrane transport. Gene Ontology annotation, molecular function: transmembrane transporter activity. NCBI's taxonomy places the organism in Eukaryota, Viridiplantae, Streptophyta, Magnoliopsida, Ericales, Theaceae. Gene Ontology annotation, cellular component: membrane.